Molecule: messenger RNA, 2603 nt
Organism: Anneissia japonica
Lineage: Eukaryota; Metazoa; Echinodermata; Crinoidea; Comatulida; Comatulidae
Product: dual specificity protein phosphatase 6-like
Exons: 3
Coding region: 293-1459 (388 amino acids)
Biological process (GO): protein dephosphorylation; negative regulation of MAPK cascade
Cellular component (GO): cytosol; cytoplasm
Molecular function (GO): MAP kinase tyrosine/serine/threonine phosphatase activity; protein tyrosine/threonine phosphatase activity
Source: RefSeq, a predicted model, not a curated record
GUCGCUUGAGUAUUUACUGCUGCUCUUAUCCACUAAUGAGCCGGGGUAAGGAGAAGAAGGCGUUCUCAUGUUUUUACUAAGCAAAUGUACUUAAAAUCAGUAUUUUGUAUUUAGGAUACGUAUGUCUUCAGUUUGUAUAUGAAACAUAUGAGAUUUCCUCGUCGACUUCAGUACUUCUGAACAUUUUUUUUUUAAACUUCUGUUCGAUUUUUGGUUGGAAUUAUAGCGUAAGUAAGCACUUCAACGGAAAUUCAUUCAAACUCAACUCAUUAUACUAUUAUUACCGUGUAAGAUGAAAAUGCCAACUCAAAGCGGUUUAGAUCAACAGGACUUCAUGGCCCAGAGUCGGUCUCCAAAGUGGGUUCGAGAGCGUUUAGCCGCCAAUGAUCUGCUAGUUUUGGACCUCCGUUCUGCAGAGGAAUAUGGUCAGUCGCAUAUAGACGGAGCUAUUCAUCUUUCCUUGCCUGGUAGCGGAGGAAUUCUAUUACGCCGUCUUCAGAAAGGUACAGUGUCUUUCAAAUGCUUCAUUGCUGGAGAAGAAGGAAAGGAAACUUUUGCUAAAAAGUCAAAAAAUGUUCCAAUAAUACUGUACGACACAAAUACCACAGACUUUAAUGCGAAUACGGAUUCAACUUUCUUACUGUUAUUGAAGAAGUUAGCUAAAGAUGGCUGCCGAUCAUAUUAUCUCGAGGGUGGAUUUGCUUCCUUUGCCUCUCAGUUUCCUAAUUUGUGUGAUAGACAAGCAGAAAGCGAUUCAGAGGAUGAGCCAAUGGCAGAAGGAUUUGGUCGCUUACGAAUUGAUUGUGGAAGUGGCAGCGAAAAUGAACAAGAACCACCUUUGGACAAUCUUUUACCAGUUGAAAUUUUACCUUCAUUAUUUCUUGGAUCUAAGAAAGAUUCCGAAAACCUAUCUAUGCUUCAAAAACUCAAUAUUAAGUACAUUUUAAAUGUGACACCGAAUAUUCCUAAUAGUUUUGAGAAAAAUGGACUUAUAAAAUAUAAGCAGAUACCAAUUUCAGAUCACUGGAGUCAAAACCUUGCUGCUUUCUUUCCUGAGGCAAUAUCAUUUAUAGAAGAGGCUAGAGAGGCCAAGUGUGGCGUAUUAGUUCAUUGCCUUGCCGGUAUUAGCAGAUCCGUAACAGUAACCGUGGCAUAUCUGAUGCACAAAAUGUCUUUAUCUUUAAAUGAGGCAUACGAUUACGUGAAGAUGAAGAAGUCAAACAUCUCACCUAAUUUCAAUUUUAUGGGACAGUUAUUGGACUUCGAACGCAGGCUGAGUAACAGCCCAUGUCGAAAGGGUACAUGUCAGUGUGCUGCAGAGGGCCGUAAAUGUUACAGCCCGAAAAUUUUAAAUCAAUACACGGAAGAGAUGCAUUUCACGGACAAUUGUCCCACCACACCGAACAGCACAGAGUGCUCGUCCUCCACAGAAUUUGACUUUACUUAUUUAUCCUCAUGAGGACUGGCUUACCUCGGUUUAAAUAAAUAUUCUAAAUAUAAGUAUAUAUAUAAUAUAUAUAAAUAUAUAUAAAAUAUGAUUGGUGCUUAUUUUGUUAUAAGUUGUAUUCUCCAUCUUAAAGAUGACUUUUUUGUGAAUGCAACUUUGUUAUUAAAUUUCUUAAGUGAAGGUUGAACUUUACAUUUUUCUAUACCUGAAAUGAAACUAUUUAAAAAGAUAAAUUACCCAUCGUUCUGCAUGGUUUGCAGACUUUUGUAUUAUUUUGAUCUAAGUUUGAUUCAACCCACAGCAAGAGAACAAAAUCAUGUAGUCUAAGCAAUUUUUUGGUUACAAAUUUGCUUAAAUGAUGCAAAUUAAUUACUACUCUAUGAAACAAACAAACUGUAUGCAAUACCUGUUAAGGGGGGUUUUGUAAUAUAGGGAUGUAAUUUAUAUCGAUUUUUAUAUGAGAAAUUGAAAUUUUGAAGAGAUUUGAUACUGAACUUGUACUUAGUUUGUAAACCACCAUCUUGACAUUCAAGGAUAUAAGGGUGUGAGGAAUUAAGGGUCAACUCCUAUUGCAGGGCACAUCUGCAUAAUGAGCAUUCUGGGAUGCUUCUCUGUGGGAGAAGUAUGUCCUUGGCAACUGUUAAUGCUGGUCAUCUUCUACAAGCCUAUACCUAUGUGUUCCAUCUGAUGUAUAUUGGCGACAUGUUUUGAUAGCUUUAUUAAAGGUAUGAAGAAGCCAUAGUCUGCCCUGUGUGCCGGAAAUGGUAUCAUACAGCACACUCUGCUCUUAAUUAUGAAAUAUUUUUGUAGUAAUCAAGAUGGCAAGAGUUGCACCCAAAUACUCUUGUUAUGUUAACCUAUAUGAACCACCCAUACCAAUAAUACACAGAAAGAAUUUAUUUUUUGACAAAAAAAAAACCCACAAGAAAGCAAUUAAUAUAUUGCAAAUCCUCUGAAAAAAUCAGCUUUUAGACGAAAAUAUUUAGGAUGAAUAUUACAUAAAAUGCAUUUGAAAUUGAAGACAAAAUUACAAAUACAAGUGGUAAUGUUUUUUGUGAGAGGAUAAUAUAUGUAUGUAUUAAUGAUCUUUGUAGUAUAUUUUGUACAGUUGAGAUGCUCGAGAAGAUGAAAUAAACAAAAGAGGAAAAAAUUGUAA